Australozyma saopauloensis is the source of this 1128-nucleotide messenger RNA. It is a transcript of the gene GLO1, whose product is annotated as lactoylglutathione lyase. The coding region runs from base 1 to 1128 and encodes 375 amino acids. Gene Ontology annotation, molecular function: lactoylglutathione lyase activity; metal ion binding. The transcript has a single exon. Lineage: Eukaryota; Fungi; Ascomycota; Pichiomycetes; Serinales; Metschnikowiaceae. The record is from RefSeq and is a predicted model, not a curated record.
AUGUCCAUGUAUCAUUGCUCUAAGUUCGUCUCCCAACGGUUCGGGUAUGCACAUAGACAUACAGGACAUAUAUAUAUACCAUUGAAAUACCCAUCAAAUUCUACUCAAAUCUUCUCACUUGUUUUCUCGAAUAAUACCACAAUGCCUUGUUUUGAUGAUUCGUUUACCAUGAACCAUACGUGCUAUCGUAUCAAAGACCCUAAGGUCAGUAUUCCCUUCUACGAGAAGCAUUUUGGCAUGAAGCUUAUCUCUCAUUUCGAGCUCGAUGGCUUCACCCUCUAUAUGAUGGGCUACGAGACGGUGGAUCCAACCAAUUGGGCAGCCAGACCUGGUAUUUUGGAAUUGUGCCACAACCACGGUGUUGAACAUGAUCACAACUACACAUUGAACAAUGGAAACGGAAAGGAGCACAGAGGCUUUGGCCACAUUUGUAUCUCAGUCGACAACAUUGAAGAAUGUGAGAAGAAGCUUCUCGCAGAUGGUGUCAAGUUCCAGAAAAAAUUGGCGGAUGGACGUCAACACAACAUUGCGUUUGCCUUGGACCCCAACGGGUACUGGAUCGAGCUCAUUGAGCAUGGCAACGGUAAGGCUACAGCUAAGACAGACGAGUCUAACUACCAGUUUAACCAUACCAUGAUUAGAGUCAAGGACCCAGUCAAGUCUUUGAAGUUUUAUAGGGAAGUUUUGGGUAUGAAGUUGUUCCGCACCCACGAGUCUGAGGCAGGCAAAUUCACUCUCUACUUCAUUGGCUAUGAUCACUCCGGUAUUAAGGAAGGAGAGGUAGAUCGCGAUAUUGUUGCAGCUAAACAAGGUGUCAUUGAGCUCACUCACAAUUGGGGCACAGAGAACGAUGACUCCUUCGAAGGGUACCACAACGGUAACUCUACCGAAAAUGGUGCUUUACAGGGAUACGGUCACACUUGCGUGUCUUGUGAUCAUCCAGGUAAAUUUUGCGAGGAAAUCGAGUCCGAGUUUGGUGACUCCGUCACCUGGUCUGUCAAAUGGAAUAAAGGAGGUAUGAAGGAUUUGGCAUUCAUCAAGGAUCCUGAUGGAUACUCUGUGGAGAUCAUCGGUCGCCAAAUGUUCAGCGAUUGGAAGGACGGUAAACCACCUUCGGCCAACUUGUAA